Molecule: messenger RNA, 2652 nt
Organism: Lotus japonicus
Lineage: Eukaryota; Viridiplantae; Streptophyta; Magnoliopsida; Fabales; Fabaceae
Product: nuclear transcription factor Y subunit C-3-like
Exons: 2
Coding region: 1078-1854 (258 amino acids)
Biological process (GO): regulation of DNA-templated transcription
Cellular component (GO): nucleus
Molecular function (GO): DNA binding; protein heterodimerization activity; DNA-binding transcription activator activity, RNA polymerase II-specific
Source: RefSeq, a predicted model, not a curated record
AGAAUCGAUCACAACCUGUUCUCAGUCUUCUCUCUCACAGGUUCUAGGUUCUCAGUGUUUGCGGGGCACUCUGUUAGGGAAGGUAAGGAACUGAAAACUAUUGCUCUACGAGUAUAUAUAUCUUUGUGAUUUUGUUAAUGCAUCUGCAUUUAUUUUUGUAUGCUGUGACAUGAUUUUGUUUUGAUUUUCUUCCUUUUUUGGGAUGAUUUUUUUACCUUGUGUUCGUAAUUCGAUUUGUUGUUGCCCUUUGUGGUUAAUUUUCACGUGGCCAAUUUUUCAAAUCUGUGAAACUGACAUGUUAGGUAAGCGAAGGAUUCAAUUUGAUCAAAGUUUCCUGUUUCGGCCAAUUUUGGAAAGUAAAAGUUUCCUGUUUUUGGUUGUUCCUUAUUAAUGUCAUGCACAUGGUUGAAAUCUCAAUUCAUCUUUCUCUGAAUUUGGAUUAGAUAUCUUCAGAAAUCCAGAUAAUGGUUUUUGUGUAGUCAUGAAUUUCUUAACUGACUUGCUUUUCUGAUGCAUGCCUUAUAUGAACCAUGUGGUCUUUUAGCUGAAUUGGGUGAUUAUCCUGUGAAUAUUUUAUUUAUUUUUAAUUUGAGUCUAGAAAGGUUCUAAAACAGAAAGCAUUUUGGUCUUUGAAAUGAAGAUUUGCUGAUCAAUUUUUUAAUUUAUUUUGCUUUGUGAACUGUUGGUUGUGCCACGCGUGUUGCUUUCACAUAGGCGUUUGUAGGCGCCAAACUGUUGUCAAAACAAUUUCUUGUGUUUGAGAUGCAAUUGUGCAUGGGAAUAGGUAGACCAAAUUGUCUGCUUUUAUGCGUUAUGCAUGCAGGGAAAAUUGUUAUGCCUGAUUCUUUGUUGCAUAGAUCUGGUGUCGUUUUCCAUCGCGACACACAAGUGUAAAAGUACCGGAUUUGCAGGCCUGUUUUUCUUAUUCCUUUGAACAUUAUGUCAAAUAAUGCACUCGUGGUAUAUUUACUAACAUGUCGACAAAUAAAAUCGCUUUGCUUUAAUGAUUGCAUGAUUUGUUGCUUUUGUCGUGUGUGAAACGUGGGCGUUGACGUGUUUGAUUUCGCAUGAAACAGAAUGGAUCAUCAAGGGCAUGGCCAGAACCCAUCCAUGGGGGGUGUCGGUAGCGGAGGUCAACUGACGUAUGGUUCUAACCCAUAUCAGCCAAACCAAAUGACCGGGGCACCAGGAGCGGUUGUCACAUCUGUUGGGAACAUGCCAUCCACCGGUCAACCUGCUGGAGCUCAGAUGGGGCAGCAUCAGCUUGCUUAUCAGCAUAUUCAUCAGCAACAGCAGCAGCAACUUCAGCAACAGCUCCAAGCCUUCUGGGCAAAUCAAUACCAAGAAAUUGAGAAGGUUACUGAUUUCAAGAACCACAGCCUUCCCCUGGCAAGGAUCAAGAAGAUUAUGAAGGCUGAUGAGGAUGUUCGAAUGAUAUCAGCUGAGGCACCGGUCAUAUUUGCAAGGGCAUGUGAAAUGUUCAUAUUAGAGUUAACCCUGCGUUCUUGGAAUCACACUGAAGAGAACAAAAGGAGAACUCUCCAGAAAAAUGAUAUCGCUGCAGCAAUUACUAGGACUGAUAUCUUUGACUUCUUGGUUGACAUAGUGCCUCGCGAGGACCUGAAAGAUGAAGUGCUCGCAUCAAUCCCAAGAGGAUCAAUGCCUGUGGCUGGGCCUGGUGACGCGCUUCCUUAUUGCUACGGCAUGCCUCAGCAAGUUGGACCUGCUGGUGUCAUAAUGGGAAAGCCUGUGAUGGAUCCAAAUAUGUAUGCUCAGCAAUCUCAUCCUUACAUGGCACCCCAAAUGUGGCCUCAGCCACAAGACCAGCAGCGACCACCAUCUCCAGAUCAGUAGAUGCUUUAUUAUGGGCGUGUCUUGGAAAUCAAGGUGAACUUCAGGCUCUCCCUCACUCUUUUUAAUCAGUGCAUGUUUGAAAAUUCUCCUGCAAUUGAUUCUAAAGCCAAAAUUAAUUAUAUGGAGAAGUUUCUGUGAGUAGCUUCUAUGUGCCAAAAUUUAUUCUAAAGAAAAAUAAGUUAAUCAAAAAAUGCUAUUAGAUGUUCAGGCUUUAAUGAGUUAAAUUUGAUGUUUAAAUGCUUAUUUCAUUACAUUAUAGAAAAGUUGGACUCUGCAGGUCUUCAAUUUCAGUUUUCUUCUUUUUACAAGACUCCUGAAAACAUACAAAAGACCUUUGUGUUGCAGUUUUAUAUGUGAGCUUUUUUGAGUUUCACCCUACAUAUAUUCUCUCUUUACUCGAUCUGCGUAAAUGAUGUUUAUAUUUUUUUGCCUGUACUGUUAUCGAUCAUAGUUCCUUUUGUGUCUGAUAUUUACCUGCAUUUCCUGGCUUGCAGAUUAUCCGGUGCUGUAAUCUCGUGAGGAUGUCAAGCUGAAUGGUUAGAAAGGGGUGCUGCAAUCUCCUGAUGAUGUCAAGCUGAAUGGUUAGAAAGGGGUCUAUAGCGAUGAUCAGAAAGUGUAGCUGAUAGUUUACAUGUAAUGCAGACUAUUAUGUAGAUAAUGGGACCCCCGUAGAUAAUAUGCUAGGGAAAACUGAACCUUAUCUUUAAUUAUGCUGGAUAAAAUGUUAUUUGUAGCGGUUUAAUUUUCUGGUCAUCAUAUGAUAUAUAAUAUUAACUUAUAGGUGCAUAUUUACUUCAA